Phoenix dactylifera (date palm) is the source of this 855-nucleotide messenger RNA. RefSeq names its product Tetratricopeptide repeat (TPR)-like superfamily protein (gene BIGYIN). The record is from RefSeq and is a predicted model, not a curated record. Gene Ontology annotation, cellular component: peroxisomal membrane; mitochondrial outer membrane. Gene Ontology annotation, biological process: autophagy of mitochondrion; mitochondrial fission; peroxisome fission. Gene Ontology annotation, molecular function: protein binding. Lineage: Eukaryota; Viridiplantae; Streptophyta; Magnoliopsida; Arecales; Arecaceae.
CUUUCCAUCCUCCUUCCCCCAGGUGUUUCCUUGGCCCCAAAGUCUCUCCCUUGUCCAUUCCUCUCCAGAUCCCACCCCACUCCGAUCUCUGAACCCCAUAAGCACCCUAGCUUUUGAUCCGAGAGAAGAGCAGGUCAGCCAUGGACGCCAAGAUCGGCAAGUUCUUCGAGUCCGUCGGCUCCUUCUUCAGCGGCGGCGAUAACAUCCCCUGGUGCGAUCGCGACAUCAUCGCCGGUUGUGAGAGAGAGGUUGCUGAGAGUGGGAGCCAAGAACAAAAGAGUGAAAGUCUUAUGAGGUUAUCUUGGGCUCUUGUUCAUUCAAGACAAGCUGAGGAUGUGAAUCGAGGAAUAGCCAUGCUUGAAGCUUCCUUGGGCAGUUCAAGCAGCCCACUGCAAACUAGAGAGAAGCUAUAUUUGUUAGCUGUUGGAUAUUACAGAAAUGGAGACUAUUCAAAAAGUCGGCAGCUCCUGGAGCACUGUUUGGAGAUCGCACCAGAUUGGAGGCAGGCCCUGAGUCUUAAAAAAGUGGUGGAAGAUCGAAUUGCCAAAGAUGGUGUGAUAGGCAUAGGGAUUGCUGCAACCGCUGUGGGCCUAUUGGUUGGGGGCAUUGCUGCUGCGGUGACUCGGAAGAAGUGAUGAGUUCACCGACAAAUAUAACACCAUGAAUAAUUUAGAUGCUGCUGUUUCCUGUAAUAUAUUGAGCUACUUAAGCGUCUUUACUUGAAUAUUUUGUUAUUUCUAAUCACCAUAUGUGCGUAAGAAACAAGAGUCUGAACCUUGCGAGGAUGUAUUUUUAUUUUAAUGCUUUGCAUGAUCUGUACAGGAGGUCCUUGACCUCUGCCUUGUUGUUUUGUUC